AAAUGUGUGGAUGGAGAGUGACUCUCUUGGUGUGGUGCAGAAAGUGAGGAGUAGGAUUAAGGGCUAUAACUACUGCUUUGCUUUCAUCGAUCGUAUUGCUGAGAAGAUUUCGUCUUUUGAGUCUUUCCGUUGUAGUCAUGUGAAUAGGGUGGGCAAUACUAUUGCUCAUCUAGUUGCUAGAUCUUGUCCUAACGUUUUGCCCCCUUUCCGGAAAGCACUUUACAGCUUGCGGAAUUGGAUAUUAUAUAAUUUCUUGCUCGGGUUCAAAAAAAAAAAAAAAAACAGGCCAUAACUUGAUUACACCCGUGACGAUUUUAUCUUGUGCACAGAUGACAGACCUAUAAUCCUUGAACCAUAUUGGGUUGAGCCCCUCAAAGGUAUGCGACUAUGCGGUAUGCCCCAAUAUUGGAUCCUUAACCCGAACCCGCAAAACUGAAACUUCAAUCACUUCCUAGUUCCUACUUCUUCCUAUCGUCAGACAACAGAAGCCAAAAUCCCCAAAACCCUCCCAAAACCCUAAUUGAAAUCGCAGAGGAGAGAGAAACUUGAAACUUCAACAACAAUGGCGCCCAAAGAUAAAUCCGAAAUUACCAAGAAAAGGAAGCGUGAUUCAGGCAGUAAAAUCGAAGCAACAUACCUCUCUAAAAUAGAGAAGAAACCCAAAAAACUCACUAGUAAACCCAUUUCUGCAAAACCCUUUAAGAAGAAAGUGGAAAUUCCAGUUAAGGAUGGACCUUUGUCGAAAAAAGAGCUCCGACAAAUUGCCAAGGAGAAAACAGAGGCCAGGAAGAAGAAGAGGAAGAGACAUUUUACGCUUGAGCAAGAGCUUGCACUAUUAUGGGAAAAGAUGAGGCGUCGUAAUAUUUCCAAAGAAGAGAGAUCAAAGUUUGUUUCUGAGGCAUUGCAGAAGAUGAAGGGUAAAAUACCAGAAAUUGCUGGCUCUCAUAUCUCAUCACGUGUAUUGCAGACGUGCGUUAAACAUUGCUCAGAUGCUGAGAGAGAUGUAGUGUAUGAGGAGUUGAAACCACAUUUACUCACUCUCGCCUCAAGUACUUAUGCAGUCCAUCUGGUGACCAAAAUGUUUGACAAUGCUUCCAAAUCUCAGCUGCCACGCUUGAUCUCACUACUUCAUGGGCAUGUUGCUUCACUUUUGAGACAUAGUGUCGGUUCUAUUGUUGUUGAACAUGCAUAUGAAAUGGGAAAUGCGGCGCAAAAACGUGAACUCUUGAUGGAAUUAUACUCUACCGAGCUCCAGUUGUUCAAGGAUCUGUCAAAUAUUAAAGAAAACAAGAUUGUUGAUAUAAUAUCUAAAAUAGGCCUUAAAAAGUUAUCUGUAUUGCGCCAUAUGACUUGCGUGAUUCAACCUAUUUUGGAGAAAGGAAUAGUUGAUCACUCAAUCAUUCACAAAGCUUUGAUUGAGUACCUCAGCAUUGCUGAUAAGCUCUCAGCAGAAGACGUUAUAAAACAAUUGUCUGGAUCUCUCCUUGUUCGGAUGAUUCACACAAAGGAUGGUUCGAGAAUAGGGAUGCUCUGUGUGAAGCAUGGUAGCGCCAAGGAAAGAAAGAAGCUUAUUAAGGGAAUGAAGGGACACGUUGGGAAGAUUGCCCAUGAUCAAUGUGGAAGCUUGGUUCUGGCCUCUGUUCUAUCAACUGUUGAUGAUACAAAACUUGUUACUAAGGUUAUCAUUCGGGAGCUACAACCAAUCCUGAGCGAACUUGUUUUGGAUAAGAGUGGGAGGCGUCCAGUUUUGCAACUAUUGCAUCCAAACUGUCUGCGUUAUCUUAGUCUUGAUGAUUUGGCUUCUUUGAAUGCUUCAAUUCCUUCACUUUGCCCAAAGGCUGAAAAUGAAGCAAAUCACAAUAAGGACAAGCUAGUUGAAUCUUCAGAUAACGAUGAAGAAGAUAAGGAAGUUGUACAUGUCAACAAUUUACUUGCUAGUGAAGCCGAUGAAAGCAUGGAACCUGAGGAAGACACCCACUUGGCUGAGGGAGGUAAAAAGGAUCCUUUUGUCAGGAGGCAGGAGUUGUUAGUGAGAAGCGGGCUUGCUGAGAGUCUCGUUGACGUCUGCAUUGAGAGUGCAGAGGAAUUACUCAAGUCUAAUUUUGGAAAAGAUGUUCUGUAUGAGGUUGCUACGGGGGGUGUUGAUGGUAUUCUUCGUCCAACUUUGGACGAAAAAUUGACAAGCCUUUAUGAAAAAGUGGCAACUCUUGCAGCUCAGCCUAAAUCAGAUGAAUCAGAACAUGUUCUUGAGAACUUCCACUCUAGCAGAACCAUCAGAAGACUUGUGUUGGACUGCCCAGCUUUUGCCUCAAUUCUAUGGAAAACAACACUAGAAGGGAAUUCUAAGCUAUGGGCUGUUGGUCACAGUGCAAAGGUAGUUGCAGCGUUCGUCGAGUCGUCAGAUCUGGAGGUCCAGAAGAUGGCAAGCAAGGUGUUGCAGCCUCUAAUCAAUAGCGGUGUUCUUAAAAUUUCUGAGACUAAACCAGCGGAGAAAUAAAUCAUCCCUCAAAAUGAAUAAAUAUAUAUAUAUAUAUAUUUAUGUCCUGAAUAUUAUAUGAUCAAUGCUGUCUAGAUUAUACAACCCGGUGCUGAUGGGUUUCACAUCAACGAGAUCAAGAAUUUCAAUGGUUAAUCACAAGCGGCAUCACCCCUUACAGUCGGAAAUUUUGGUCGAACAUUAUUAUUUUAGUAUAUUCCGAGAUAAGUAUGUAGUUAACAAAUGUCCUUAUGCAGUUACACUUUUUUUUUUUGUUGAACUUGCAUAUCUAUAAGGGAUCAUUUCGGUCCAGAUUUUGUAGCUGAAUGUUUUUCCCCUGGUAUAAUACCAUAUAGCUGCUUUAGAUCCAGUUCUCUUUUUUGAAAA
Messenger RNA from Chenopodium quinoa (quinoa), 2863 nucleotides. Its product is annotated as pumilio homolog 24-like. Gene Ontology annotation, biological process: regulation of translation. The record is from RefSeq and is a predicted model, not a curated record. Gene Ontology annotation, cellular component: nucleolus. The transcript has 17 exons. Gene Ontology annotation, molecular function: mRNA binding. Lineage: Eukaryota; Viridiplantae; Streptophyta; Magnoliopsida; Caryophyllales; Amaranthaceae. The coding region runs from base 563 to 2497 and encodes 644 amino acids.